CCUGUUCAAAUCAAAUUUGCAGAGCUUUCCCAUUUUGGAAACAGUCUUCUGGCCUGAUCUUUUUAGCAACUUUCUUCAUUUCUUGACUUCUUUUUUUACCCUAUAAAUAUCUCUACCUUCUUCAAUCCUUCUUACAAAAAGCAUACAAAAUCCUUCAUUUCCCCUUCGAGAAUUUUAUAUAGAGAAAGAGAAAGAAUGGGUUCAAUUAGUGCUGAAUUAAACAAGCCACAUGCAGUAUGCGUACCAUACCCUGCCCAAGGCCAUAUUAACCCCAUGGUAAAGCUAGCCAAAAUCCUUCAUCACAAAGGCUUUCACAUAACUUUUGUCAACACCGAAUUUAACCAUAGGCGUCUCCUUAAGUCUCGUGGCCCUAAUGCUCUCGACGGCUUUUCUUCAUUCCGAUUCGAGACCAUUCCUGAUGGUCUUCCACCUUGUGAUGCUGAUGCCACGCAAGACAUACCGGCUCUAUGUGAAUCCACAACUAAAACUUGCUUGGUUCCUUUUAAGGAUCUUCUUGGCAAGCUCAAUGAUACAUACACGUCGAACGUGCCACCUGUUUCGUGCAUCGUCUCGGAUGGUUGCAUGAGCUUCACCUUAGAUGCUGCACAAGAAUUGGGAGUCCCUGAAGUUCUGUUCUGGACCACCAGUGCUUGUGGUUUCUUAGGUUACAUGCACUACUCCAUGCUUAUUGAAAAAGGAUAUGCUCCCCUUAAAGAUGCGAGUGACUUGACAAAUGGGUACCUUGAGACCACUUUGGAUUUCAUACCAGGCAUGAAAGAUAUACGUUUAAGGGAUCUUCCAACUUUCUUUAGAACUACAAAUCCAGAUGAAUACAUGAUCAAAUUUGUUCUCCAAGAAACAGAGAGAUCAAGAAAAGCUUCUGCCAUUGUCCUCAACACCUUCGAGACACUAGAGAGUGAAGUUCUUGAAUCGCUCCGAACUCUCCUUCCGCCAGUAUACUCAAUAGGGCCAUUGAAUUUACUCAUCAAAGACGUUGAUGACGAGAAUUUGAAGGGACUCAGAUCAAGCCUAUGGAAAGAGGAACCAGAGUGUAUACAAUGGCUUGACACAAAAGAACCAAACUCUAUUGUUUAUGUUAACUUUGGUAGUAUCACUGUUAUGACUCCUAAUCAACUUAUUGAAUUUGCUUGGGGACUUGCAAAUAGCAAGCAAGAGUUUUUAUGGAUCAUAAGGCCCGAUAUUGUAUCCAGUUAUGAAUCGAUUCUUCCACCCGAAUUCGUGGAAGAAACUAAAAACAGAGGAAUGCUUGCGAGUUGGUGCUCGCAAGAAGAAGUACUUAACCAUCCAGCAAUAGGAGGGUUCUUGACUCACAGUGGAUGGAAUUCGACACUCGAGAGUAUUAGCAAUGGGGUCCCUAUGAUUUGCUGGCCGUUUUUCGCGGAACAACAGACAAAUUGUUGGUUUUCUGUUACUAAAUGGGGUAUUGGAAUGGAGAUUGACAAUAAUGUGAAAAGGGAUGAAGUGGAAAGCCUUGUGAGGGAAUUGAUGGUUGGUGAAAAAGGCAAAGAAAUGAAGAAAAAGGCAAUUGAAUGGAAGAAUUUGGCUAAAAAUUCUGCUAAAGAACAUUCAGGGUCAUCUUAUGUGAACAUUGAGAAGGUGGUCAAUGACAUUCUUCUUGCAUCCAAACAUUAAGCUAAAGAAGCUAUUAACUUGUUUGACAUUUUAUCUUUUUUUCCUUCGUGUUCUUGUAAGAGUUUUUCAUACUGUUGUUUUUACUUCCUUAGCUCUGUCCGGCUCCGCCCUUGCUUAUAAGUCUUGUUCUUCUUAAAGAAAAAAGUAUACUCUAUUUUUUUAA
Messenger RNA from Lycium ferocissimum, 1816 nucleotides. Its product is annotated as 7-deoxyloganetin glucosyltransferase-like. The coding region runs from base 196 to 1653 and encodes 485 amino acids. Gene Ontology annotation, molecular function: UDP-glycosyltransferase activity. The record is from RefSeq and is a predicted model, not a curated record. Lineage: Eukaryota; Viridiplantae; Streptophyta; Magnoliopsida; Solanales; Solanaceae. The transcript is spliced from 2 exons.